Molecule: messenger RNA, 535 nt
Organism: Anoplophora glabripennis (Asian longhorned beetle)
Lineage: Eukaryota; Metazoa; Arthropoda; Insecta; Coleoptera; Cerambycidae
Product: fatty acid-binding protein, liver-like
Exons: 4
Coding region: 43-447 (134 amino acids)
Biological process (GO): fatty acid transport
Cellular component (GO): nucleus; cytosol
Molecular function (GO): fatty acid binding
Source: RefSeq, a predicted model, not a curated record
AAAUCGUGUUCUAGAAGAGUGCAGUGAUAUUUAGUUAUUAAAAUGGCUAAGUUAGCAGGAAAGUACGAGCUCGUGGAAAAUAAAAAUUUUUACGAAUAUUUGUUGGACAUUGGUGUGCCUGAAGAUAAAGCAAAGAAUGCAAAAGAAAUUAAAGGAACUCUUGAAGUUAAAGUAGAUGGAAACAAAGUAACUCUAGCAGACGAUCAUCCUCCACGAACCAGCGAUUAUAUAAUUGGCCAAGAAGUUGAAAACAAAUGGGGGGAUCAAGCAGUAAUUAAGAGCACUGCGUCCUUAAAUGGUGAUGUCCUGACAAUUUCGUCUUCAAGGGAUGGCAAACCUGCAGGAACUAGGACUCUUACAUUCUCCGACAGUGGACUGGAAAUGGCCUUCAAUACUACUAAAGAUGGAAAAGCCUUUGCAGCAAGCCGCAUUUACAAGAGGAUUUAAAACGCUUACCUUAUUUUAUUCAGUGGAUGAAAUAGAAACAUUCUGUAUAUUAAAGUUUAUAAUGAGCCAUUAGAAUUAUUUUACUUUC